Messenger RNA from Aspergillus wentii DTO 134E9, 2976 nucleotides. RefSeq names its product putative nitrate reductase. The transcript has 6 exons. Bases 1 to 2976 code for a protein of 991 amino acids. Gene Ontology annotation, molecular function: oxidoreductase activity; molybdenum ion binding. NCBI's taxonomy places the organism in Eukaryota, Fungi, Ascomycota, Eurotiomycetes, Eurotiales, Aspergillaceae. The record is from RefSeq and is a predicted model, not a curated record.
AUGGCGACGCAGCACUCUGGAGCAUCGGAAGAAGAUAUCUUCGACGAGCCCGACUGGACCAAGACCCAUAGCCAUCGGGUGGGGCUGCGAAACCGCGAUGACCGGUUUCCUGGGCUGACGCAUUCGGGGGAUGAUUGGAGAUUCAAACUCGAGCUCGAGGCGGAGGAGAAGGUCGAAGGGCUUCGCGAGAAGAAGGAACGAGGGGAGUUGCUCACCGUUCGUGACUUUUUCGGCAAACAAAAGGACUUUUAUCUGAGACGGCCGGAAGUGCACCCGAAGAACUGGCGAUAUGUCCUUCAUACCACGGAAGAUUUCAUCAAAUACAAACAGGAUUGGCUCGUCAAUCAGAGAAAUCCAGAAUUCCAGCAAAAGAAACCGAAAGAGCCACAGAAAGAAGAUGCCGGACCUGAGAAAGAAUAUCAAGAACCAUCAUACACACCGGAACAACAGGCGACGUUGGAUAAUAUACGCCAAGAAAAGGACUAUAUGUGCUCAUUAAAAUCCAACGAUGGAAAGGGAAAAUCGCCCGCGGGUGCUGCGGAACUCCCAAUGGAUAUCGAUGAGAUUUAUCAAUUCACACCUGACAGCUGGGUCCCUCGUAGUUCCCACCUGAAUCGUUUGACUGGUAAACAUCCAUUGAACGGGGAACCCGAUUUGACAGAGCUAUAUGAAUCAGGUCUCAUCACUCCCAAUAAACUGCACUAUGUCCGUAGCCAUGGUGCAGUCCCACCUUUGCUCUGGGAAAACCACAGAUUGACAGUGACAGCUGGCAAGACUUUGGUAUUUUUCAUGGAUGAUUUGACUGAUCAAUUCUCCAAUAUUAAUAUCCCUAUCUUUCUUGCGUGUGAUGGAAACCGAAGGAAGGAGCUCAAUAUGAUCAAACGUUCCACGGGGUUUAACUGGGGUCCUGGUGCUAUGAGCUGCGCUUAUUGGAAGGGCGUCCUUCUGCGAGAUGUUCUUCUGAAAGCCAAUGUUGACCAGACGAUCAAGGAAUACUCGAACAAACGCCUUUGGGUUAAUUUUCAAGGGGCAGACAGCCUUAAUGAAGGUAAAUAUGCCACUUGUAUUCCCCUGGACUAUGCCAUGGAGCCAAACAAUGAUGUGCUGCUCGCAUAUGAGAUGAAUGACUCAGUUUUGCCACCCGAUCAUGGAUAUCCCCUGCGCCUAAUGAUCCCUGGAUUUGUUGGAGGACGAUGUGUAAAGUGGCUGGAGUCAAUAUGGGUCACAGAUUAUGAAAACGACAGUUACUACCAUAUAAAUGACAAUCGAAUGCUUCCCAGCUUUGUGGAUGAUAAGGAUUCGGAGUUCGCAAAGAUUAUGUUUCAACACCCGAGCACCAUCUGCAACGAACAGAUACUGAAUUCCAUCAUCGCGAGGCCUGCCCAAGGGGAGAAGCUCAAUUUUGCAGAGAUGAGGAAAGAUGCCACCUACCGGAUAGCAGGGUUUGCCUAUAACGGAGGCGGAAAUGAAGUACAAAGAGUUGAAAUAAGCCUCGAUGGUGGAAACCGUUGGCUAUACUGCGUUCGCAAGUAUCCCAAUGAACCAUUGCGACACGGUAAAAAGUUCUGGACUUGGCUGUUCUGGCAUAUUGACAUUGACGUGACACGAUUCCUUCGCGCAGAAAGUAUUAGUGUCCGGUGCUAUAAUGCCAACAAUAAUACCCAGCCUGAGAAGCCCACAUGGAAUCUGACAGGAAUGAUGAAUAACUGUUGGUAUACUGUGAAGCCAGAAACCAUAGUAGACCCAGAUAGCAAUGCAUCUUGCUUGAUGUUUCGACAUCCCUGCGAGGCAGGAAAUGGUGCCAAUGGAUGGAUGAAGCCAUCAAGAGAAAUUCAAAUGGAAAGUCUUCGGCGGCAGGGCUCUGCCCCUAAAGCACAGUUCACUCGUGAAGAGAUUGAAAAGCACCGCACAGAGCGGGAUUGUUGGAUUGUCGUCAAUGGAAAGGUGUAUAAUGCUACUGGAGUCCUAGAUUGGCACCCAGGAGGCAAAACAGCCAUCAUGGCUCAUGCAGGACAGGUUCAUUUAGACACGACGGAGGAGUAUGAAAGCGUACACGACAACUAUGCGCAUGCGAAACUAGAGGAAUGCGUCUUAGGGGUGGUGACUGACAAGGCAAUGGAUUUCAUGAGAAGGGAGACCAGUGAAAAUGAGAAACGAAGGUCCGAGUCAGUAAAACGCGAGCAUGACAUGGCGUUGAAGCGACAUACAUGGACAUCUGUUCGACUAGUCAAAAAGACUAGGCUAUCGCCAAAUACACAGCGUUAUACAUUCGCCCUUCCACCUCCAGCUAUUCGGCUAGGUCUCGAAAUCGGUCAGCAUUUGCUGCUUGGGUUUCAUUUCAAAGAUCGGCUCGUGAUUCGUUCAUAUACCCCUACCAGACCGAUUCUUGAAGGCGAGGAUGACGGCACGUUCGACCUGGUUGUCAAGACAUACUUCCCCGACCCUAGUCAGCCAGGGGGAACGUUGAGUAAUAUCCUUGACUGUCUCGAAGAAGGCGAACGUGUGGAAGUAAAGGGCCCAGCAGGAGAGAUCCGGUACUAUGGACGGGGACGGUUCACAAUCGAUAACAAAGAGCAUUGCUAUGAUCGUAUCUCACUCAUUCUGGGAGGCUCCGGAAUUACGCCAGGUUAUCAGCUCAUUAUUCGAAUUCUGUCCGAUGAGAUGGAUAAAACAAAGAUCAAAUUAAUCGACGCAAAUAGGACGGAGGAGGAUAUCCUGUUACACGAAGAGCUUGACAAGUUAGCUCGAGAGCACUCGGAUCGAUUGGAGGUCACCCACGUGUUGUCACACCCCCAAAAGGACUGGGGAGGAAAAAAGGGCCAUGUUACUGAGGAGAUACUUCAUCAACAUGCCUUUGAGCCAGGGGAAAGAAACGUUGCUAUCGUGUGCGGUCCCCCAACUUUGAUCAAGGAAACGAUCUUGCCGGGGUUGUUGGCAUGGGGGUAUGAGGAGGACAGGAACGUGUUUGGAUUUUAG